Messenger RNA from Leptopilina heterotoma, 3340 nucleotides. It is a transcript of the gene centrocortin, whose product is annotated as cerebellar degeneration-related protein 2. Bases 585 to 2744 code for a protein of 719 amino acids. NCBI's taxonomy places the organism in Eukaryota, Metazoa, Arthropoda, Insecta, Hymenoptera, Figitidae. The transcript has 7 exons. The record is from RefSeq and is a predicted model, not a curated record.
GACUCGCACGCGCCAUGCGUCGUCCUCUACACACCGCGUUGACGGGACGGGGCAAGGCAAAGCAUCUUCUGUAUUAUGUCGUCACAGUGGUGACAGUGCUAGUGUUUGUGAUAGCAGAAUUCCCGUGCCAAGAUAACAUUCAUACAACCAAUAUCCAACAUCUGGACAAUCGCUUCAAACUAAAAAAUGAAAAAGAAUUCACGCCUCUGUGAACUGUUUCAAACCAUCAAUGGAAACGAGGCUCAGCUCUUGAGAUAAAAUUAUCAAACAAGUAAAGUGAAAGUAAAUCUGUUUCUUCAGAUUCCACAAUUUCUAAGGAUCCAUGAAUACCGAACGUCGUAAAUCAAUUUUCUUGAAAACCGAUUAAAAAGUGCUGCAGAGCCUAAAGUGUGAAACAAUCAUAAUAAAAGGGAUUUGUUAUGAUUUGAACUGUCAAUGUUUGUGGGCGCCGUGCAUUACUAAUUAGAUCGCCAAGCAGCCAAGCUGUCAGUUUUCUUUCACUUGACGAUAGUCCUGCUAACUGGGACUUGAUAAUUUUUCUAAUAAUUUACUCCAUUGAAACCUGUGAAAAAUUAAUCGUCGGGAUGAGUUUGCUAUCACCAACAAUAGACAGACUCCACUGUCUCGUGGAUGAGGACGCUGACCACAACAUGCUGCAGGAUCUCCAAUUAGCUGCAGAACUGGGAAAAACUCUACUUGAACGGAAUAAAGAAUUGGAGAAUACUAUAAGAUCGCAGCAAGACAAAAUUGAGGAGCAAGCACAUGAGAUAGAGUAUAUGAAGAAGCAAACCACUGCUCUCAGAGAAGUAAACGACUCUCGUUUAAAGAUUUAUGAACAAUUAGAAGUCAGCAUUCAAGAUUUGGAACGAGCAAAUCAUCUUCUCGUCGUUGACAAUGCAAAUGAUAAGAAGCUCCUAAAAACACAAUCUAUGACAAUUGAAAAUUUGGAGAUUAGAUGUGAAGAUAUUCAGAAAAAGUUUGAUGAUUUUAAAUGUAAAUAUCAGCUCCUUGUCAAACAACAAACGACAAACGAAGAAGUUCAGGAGAAAGUUUUGUGGAAAAGUACGACAGAUGGUAGCAUAAACCAGAAGGCUACUUCAAUUACCACAAAGUCCACUUCUAACGCAACUGGUAAUGCUCAGGAGCAUGUGAACAGUACAAAUAAUGACGAGGAGGUAACUAGUUUAUUAAAGCAAUUAAGUGAAGUUCGUAGUCAAAGGACGAGGGAACAAAAAAAGAUAUCUGAUCUUGAGAGUCAACUUUCGAGUCUUGUACGUGAAAAUAACAAUUUAGAGGAGCAGCUCAAUGUUUGGCAGAAUAAAGCACAAGACGUGAAGAAUCUUCAAGAUGAAUUGAGCACUCUGGAAGAAGUCAGACAAGGUCACCUGUGCGGUCGAUGCUUGCGGGGAAUCAACAUGAGGAGUCACGAAGAGUUGACUCUGAUGAUGGAUCGAAACGGAGACGACAUACCGGAAGACGACGACGACAUAAGUUUACCUGGAACCUUCAUGGACGGCGUCAACGGAUACUCUAAUUGUCUGGUGCAGGACAUAAACAAUAAAAUGGGAAUAAUGGAUCAAAUUCAGGACAGUUACAAGAUGAUCUUUACAGACGAUAAAGGUCACAAUUCUCAUUCCAAGACAACCGCUCAAAACACUUGCUUGUCCCUUCAAGAAGAACUCAGAAUGUCUGGAGAAUUCAAUAAUUUCCAAAAUGCAACAACAACAACAACAAUAAUCGAGUCAAAAGAAAAAUCAGCAAAAAUAAAAAAAUCGGGGAAAAAGUUUUCCAGCACCCCUACAGAUUUCUCUGAAGCCGAAACCCUGUCCUCUGGAUUUUCGGACGAGACAAUCAAUAAAUCAACUCAAACCGACGGCCGACCUGGUUCUCUCCUCUGUUCAAUUGCAGAUGGCGACAAUUGUAAAUUGAGUAUUUAUGAUGAUAACAGUACAUUUGAGAGUCGCUUCAACCACACGCCGGAGUAUCGGCAAAUUUUCAGUGAAAUCGUCAGCGCUUUGAAGCGAGCUGCCGAAGCCAAAGAGGAAAGCGAGAAAUCGCCGCAGAACAAUAUCUCGGAUAUUUCGAAUAUUUCGUCGAACUAUUCCUUCGGAACUGAUGGAGUUGGCAGCGAGGAGACUGACGAUACGCAAAGUGUUAUGUCCUCGACGAUAUGUUCGGUGGUGUCCGAGCCAAUCAUCAAACUGAUUCCGCCGCAUUUCAGCAAUAAAGAGAGACACCAUAAAGUGGAGGCGGAGAAAACUAGUGAAACUCCGAGCAGACCUCUUCACUACAAGCGACAGCCUCUGGACUACUUGUCGAUCCAGACGAGGAAGAAGUCUGCGAAGAAGAAUUCCCCCAAGAAAUCAUUCAAUGUCGAGCCACAUUCCACACCCGACGUUAUUCCAACAACCAAUCCCAAAUUCACCAACGCCAAGUCGAACAGUGGCAGCAAGAGGAGGUUCAGACCCCUGACGAACACGGACCUGGAGAGCGGAGUUUGGAACGGCCACACCACUCACUUCUACUCGAGCAAGAAGAAGGAUCGCAGACCCACAAAUUCCCAUCCGAGGACGAGUCAAAGCAACUCGAGCAAUCAGAGCAACUCGAGCUUCGAGUACAAAGAUUACAAACCAAGUGUGGCCUCCCAGGAAAUCGCCAAACUCAAAAAACUCGACAUGUCAUAUGCAGAAGUUCUCCGCAUGCCAAAUAAGCCCAAAGGAACCAAUAUGCGUAGAAGUAGUUAAUUUAUUUUUUAUACAUUUACAUUUUAAAGCUCACUGCAAUUUUUUUUAUUCGACAUUGUUUUGUUUUUAGUAAGCUGUGUUAAAUUAUUAUUUACAUUUCAGUAUUUGGUGAUGGCUUAGCCAUUGAAAUAUUUUUUAUGUACAUAGCUGAUUUUUAAUAUUUCUAGUGCAAUGAACGAAAAAUGACAAUUUAAUAUAUUUUGUAUUUUUACAAGUUGUAUUCAAAAAGCGAAUGAUGUGAAUGAGUAAAUCUCGUAGAGAUUAAUAUUGCUUAGAACAAAAAGAAACAAAAAAAAAAUGUACCGGAAUGAUAGGAAACAUUAAUUCUCAUGUGCCAUUAAAUCUUCUACAAAUUACAAUCAAAUUGUUAAUUCCCGAGCGUUCUCGCUAUUAAUGUAUGUAUAAUUUUUCGUUCAGGAAAUGAAAAUUCCCAAUAAAAAAAACAAGAAACUAUCAUUCCUUGAAAUUUAAUGAAAAAACAAUCACUCUAAUCGACUUUAUAUUAUAUAUAUAUAAGUAUACAUCUUAAUGACAGGUAUGGACUGCUAUGUUGUGAUUAUCUUGUAUUAAGAAAAUUAAAUCUUUAUCAAAAUACA